GCGAAGAACCCUAAAAAACAAAGAGCCCUUGAAACAGAGGGGAUGGAGUUGUGAGGAAGCUUGAUGGGAAGCGCGGCGAGCGGGGACGUGGACGCCAAGGUGCUAGCGGCGGGCAGAUCGGCUUGCUACAAGGCACGCGACGCGUUCUUCCAAUGCGUGGAGAGCUCCAAGGGCGCUGCGACGGAGAGUGGGACGGUGGGGCUGCUCUAUCCGUCGGAUUGCAAGCACAGCCGGGCGCAAUUCGAGAAGAUGUGUAGAUCGACUUGGGUGAGGCAUUUCGAUCGGCAGCACUGUGCGAAGAAGAGAGCCCAGCGAAUGCUGGAGCCCGAGACUCGAAGUGGUCCCAUAAACAUCCCACAGGCUACUUGAAUUCUUUCUCUAGCUUUUCUCGAGAGAUGUAAAUCUAGAUGAGGGACGAGCACGAAUUUUGGUAGCUAAAAAGAAGCGUUUUUUCUUGGUUA
Selaginella moellendorffii is the source of this 461-nucleotide messenger RNA. RefSeq names its product cytochrome c oxidase assembly factor 6. NCBI's taxonomy places the organism in Eukaryota, Viridiplantae, Streptophyta, Lycopodiopsida, Selaginellales, Selaginellaceae. The transcript is spliced from 3 exons. Gene Ontology annotation, cellular component: respiratory chain complex IV; mitochondrion. The coding region runs from base 64 to 369 and encodes 101 amino acids. The record is from RefSeq and is a predicted model, not a curated record.